AUGUUCUUCUCUUCUGGAAAAACAUACGGAUAUUUCAUUGUUCGCCGUUACUGGCACUUCGUAUUAUGUUUAAACUGUUUCCUGCUACUUGUCCUAUGGUUCUAUAUUAGCAAUGAUCGACCCCAGCGGGUACUUUCAUCGCUUCAGGCAACUCCAAUAAAUGUUACCAAAGUUCCGUCGAUCAAUGAACGAAUAGAGAAAAUCUUUCCAGUACAUGCUCCCGUUAUUUUUGCGCUUGCCAAUCUCACACAAAAAACGACGGCUUACCAAAGACUCGGUCGCUUGUUGCCGUUACAGUCAGACGAAGACAGAUGGAUUGACGAAGUUAUUUAUGACCAGGAUCCCAAAAAGCGAUAUGCCUGCGACAACCAAGAUUUGCCAUACCCAAUUCUGAAGCGCAUCAUCACCCAGACAUUGCCUGUCCGAGAUCCCCAAACCGCGUAUGAACACGCAUUUGGAGGUUUGAAAUCCCCUUUUCUACUGUUACCUUUCAAGCGCUCAACGCAUUUGAUUCGAGGCCAAACUAUUUGUAUCCGUGCCAUUAUACCCAAUAAUGUUGAAGAGAAAACCAACGAUCCAUUCCAUUUCUUGUACCAACCUUACGAUAAUGUCGCCUUUUUCAAGAAAGAAGGACCCUGGUGGGACACCAUGAUGGUUUCCCUAAAUCACAAGGACGCCGAUACCUCUAUGCCUGUGCAUAUGAAACCAUGGCCAGGACACGAAAUGAUACGGUACAGUUUCCUUGCAGAAGCGAGGAGCGAUCCGUCGUGGUGGAGCAGCUACGAUUUUACAAUGAUCGAGCGUACCGCGAUCCAUAUAUACGAAGGCGAAAUCGAAAUACAUGAUUCAGGGACUUAUUCACUGGAGGGACUGUUGGAGUAUACCGGGGGACAGUGGAAUUUUGAAAAAGGACCUGUAUUGCCGUACAAACCCACUGCAAUGCAAGUUUUACCAACGGGAACCGACACAUUUCAUGUUAAGCAAUCAUUAGAAGAACACACGACGGAUGUGGAAACCGCCACCAAUAUUUUAAACGAGCAUCUCAAUUUGCCGCUUUGCAAAGGAGCUGAUCAUGCCGGUCGGUGGCUAUCAUGGCCAGGCGAUCCACAGCACGCUAUACAACGGGUAGCGGGACUUAAUCGGCAUAAUAAAUUCUGGGCACCGUAUAAUUGCAGGUAUCGGCAUAUAACCUAUCCUCAGUUCAAUCGAUGCUUAGCGCGCAAGUAUUCGCUCGGGAUUGAAGCUUAUGGUGAUUCCAACAUGCGGCGCUCAAUCAAGAAAUUCCUGAGUCGCGGUCGAUGGUGCCGCGAUUGGAGCAAACGAUGGCAAAUGGACAUACCACUCAGGAGUUUCCCAGCGAAUUACACCACACCAAUGUAUGCGUCCUCUCCUGCCGACUGGAAGUGGACGAUGGACGACAUGCAGCCUGUUGCUUGCUAUUGCGAGGAUUAUCAGGAAAGAAGUUGGAACCGAGCGUGGUUUGACCCGAUGACGCGACGAAAUAAUGUCCUGCUUGAAAAUACCCCAGAAGAAUCUGAUGCGCUUGGUUGGGAUACGGAAUGGGAUAGCGGAUCUUAUGAUGUAACGACAAGAGAUGGCGCCAUACUGAGGAGCUAUAAAUGGGAUGGGCUGACGGCAUUGAACAAUCCUUCAUGGGAAUCAGCGUUUACAGACGGAAAUGCUACGUCGACUGGACGACCGGAUAUCGCCAUUUUUUCAUUGGGCAACUGGGACGCAACGUAUAUGCGAUUCGAGGAUUUCGUGCAUGAAUUGGACAAGCUGAACACUCACAUUCAUGCGCGUUUCAUUGGUCCGGGUAAAGAAGAUGGGCGACAAACAACGAUCAUUUACCGUACAGCGCAAUACUACUGUUGUCGAGUUGACAAUACCGUACGUCGUAGAAGACUAAACUCGGAUCGGGUGCGAGCGUUUGAUUCAUUUGCACGAAUGGUGUUUAAAAAUCUGCUAAAUGCGGUUAUUUGGGAUACAUUUACAAUGGGAGAAUCGCAAACACUGGAUGUCAAGAAAGAAUCCAUACAAUGUGCGUCCAACCACGCGGCGGCAGACCACGUAGAAAUAGAAAAUCAGGUCCUAAUGAACAGUUUAUGCAAUUCAUAA
This is a messenger RNA of Radiomyces spectabilis, 2118 nucleotides long. RefSeq lists its product as uncharacterized. Lineage: Eukaryota; Fungi; Mucoromycota; Mucoromycetes; Mucorales; Radiomycetaceae. The record is from RefSeq and is a predicted model, not a curated record. The transcript has a single exon. Bases 1 to 2118 code for a protein of 705 amino acids.